Molecule: messenger RNA, 3849 nt
Organism: Puma concolor (puma)
Lineage: Eukaryota; Metazoa; Chordata; Mammalia; Carnivora; Felidae
Gene: USP31
Product: ubiquitin specific peptidase 31
Biological process (GO): protein deubiquitination
Molecular function (GO): cysteine-type deubiquitinase activity
Source: RefSeq, a predicted model, not a curated record
UGUCCGCCGCCGCCCGCCUCGCCCGCGCCGCCCGCCUGCGCCGCCGAGCCGGUGCCCGGGGUGGCGGGGCUCCGGAACCACGGCAACACGUGCUUCAUGAACGCCACGCUGCAGUGUCUCAGCAACACCGAGCUCUUCGCCGAGUAUCUGGCGCUCGGCCAGUACCGGGCGGGGCGGCCCGAGCCCUCGCCUGACCCCGAGCAGACUGUGGGCCGCGGCACGCAGGGCCAGGGCGAGGUCACCGAGCAGCUGGCGCACCUGGUGCGGGCCCUCUGGACCCUGGAGUACACCCCGCAGCACAGCCGCGACUUCAAGAGUAUUGUGUCAAAGAACGCACUGCAAUAUCGGGGAAAUUCCCAGCAUGAUGCCCAGGAGUUUCUGCUGUGGCUUUUGGACCGAGUUCAUGAGGACCUCAAUCAUGCUGUGAAGCAGAGCGGCCAGCCUCCUCUGAAGCCACCGUCAGAGACUGAUAUGAUGCCCGAGGGACCAUCUUUUCCUGUCUGUAGCACUUUUGUACAAGAACUUUUUCAAGCCCAGUACAGAUCUUCUUUGACAUGUCCUCAUUGUCAGAAGCAGAGCAACACUUUUGACCCUUUCCUCUGCAUUUCUUUGCCAAUUCCUCUACCCCACACAAGGCCUCUCUAUGUUACCGUAGUGUAUCAAGGGAAGUGUUCUCACUGCAUGAGGAUUGGUGUUGCCGUGCCUCUGUCUGGGACUGUCGCCAGGCUUCGGGAAGCAGUGUCUAUGGAAACAAAGAUCCCUACUGAUCAGAAAAACAAUGUGGUCAUUAAAAUCAUUAGAAGAAAAAUGUGCCAGGGAUAUUUUUCUUGGACUGUUUGUGGAAUAUGCCACCAGCCUGUUUCACCUCACAGACUUGUGAUUGUGUUAACGGAAAUGUACUAUGAUGGGUUCCAUCGUUCCUUUUGUGACACAGACGACCUGGAAACAGUCCAUGAAAGCGACUGCAUUUUUGCCUUUGAGACUCCAGAAAUAUUUAGGCCUGAAGGAAUUCUCAGUCAAAGAGGAAUCCACUUAAACAACAAUCUAAACCACUUGAAAUUUGGCUUGGAUCAUCAUCGACUGUCUUCUUGUACACAGGCAGCAGCAAAGCAAGGGAAAACAGACUUGCCCCCGACAAGACCAGGAGGCGACAAGAUUGUUCUUUUAGUGUGUAACCGAGCUUGCACUGGGCAGCAAGGGAAAAGAUUUGGACUGCCUUUUGUGCUGCACUUGGAGAAGACAAUAGCAUGGGACCUUCUGCAGAAGGAAAUCUUGGAGAAGAUGAAGUAUUUCCUGAGGCCCACGGUUUGCAUUCAGGUGUGUCCAUUCAGUUUGCGUGUCGUCAGUGUUGUGGGGAUAACAUACUUGCUGCCCCAGGAGGAGAAACCCCUGUGCCACCCAACGGUAGAAAGGGCAUUAAAAUCUUGUGGACCAGGUGGCACUGCUCAUGUGAAGUUAGUGGUAGAAUGGGACAAGGAAACAAAAGAUUUCUUGUUUGUAAAUACUGAAGAUGAGUAUAUUCCUGAUGCAGAAAGUGUCCGUCUGCAGAGGGAGCGUCAUCAUCAGCCCCAGACUUGCACUUUAUCCCAGUGUUUCCAGCUCUACACCAAAGAGGAGCGGCUUGCCCCGGAUGACGCCUGGCGGUGCCCGCACUGUAAGCAGCUGCAGCAGGGGAGCAUCACGUUAAGCCUCUGGACUCUGCCUGAUGUGCUUAUUAUCCAUCUGAAGAGAUUUCGACAGGAAGGAGACAGGCGUAUGAAACUUCAGAACAUGGUCAAAUUCCCCUUGACUGGCCUGGACAUGACACCUCAUGUGGUUAAGAGAAGUCAGAGCAGCUGGAGUUUGCCAUCCCAUUGGUCUCCAUGGAGACGGCCCUAUGGACUCGGGAGGGACCCUGAGGACUACGUCUAUGACCUGUAUGCUGUGUGCAAUCAUCAUGGCACCAUGCAAGGGGGGCACUACACAGCCUACUGUAAGAACUCUGUGGACGGCCUCUGGUACUGCUUCGAUGACAGUGACGUGCAGCAGCUGUCAGAAGAUGAGGUCUGCACACAGACAGCGUACAUCCUUUUCUACCAGAGGCGGACAGCUAUUCCAUCAUGGUCAGCCAACAGCUCAGUGGCAGGCUCCACCAGCUCCUCCUUGUGUGAACACUGGGUGAGCCGGCUCCCGGGGAGCAAGCAAGCCAGCGUGACCUCCGCGGCGUCCUCCAGACGCACCUCUCUGGCCUCAUUAUCCGAGUCGGUGGAGAUGACCGGAGAGAGGAGUGAAGACGAUGGAGGUUUCUCAACUCGACCAUUCGUGAGAAGCGUCCAGCGUCAGAGCAUGUCAUCCAGAUCUUCUGUCACCAGCCCCUUGGCCGUUAACGACAAUUGCAUUAGACCUUCUUGGUCCCUGUCUGCUAAGCUGCAGAUGCGCUCCAAUUCUCCUUCCCGGUUCUCAGGAGACUCUCCGAUCCACACCUCUGCCUCCACCUUGGAGAAGAUCGGGGAGGCGGUGGAUGAUAAGGUCUCCAUCUCUUGCUUUGGCAGCUUGAGGAACCUUUCUAGCAGUUUCCAGGAACCAAGUGAUAGUCACGGCCGACGUGAGCACAAGGCUGUGGGUCGGGCCCCUCUGGCUGUCAUGGAAGGCGUGUUCAGAGAUGAAUCAGACACCCACAAAUUGAACUCCGGUGUUUUAGACACACAGAGCAAAAACUUAGCACAAGGGGAUUGCGUGCCCCCCAUCUCCGAUCCUUUUGAUAAUAAUAACCAGAUUGCUUAUGUGGAUCAGAGCGAUUCUGUAGACAGCUCUCCAGUCAAAGAGGUGAAACCCACGAGCCACCCAGGCUCCCUUGCAAAGAAACCAGAGAGCACAGCCAAGAGCUCUCCCAGCUCCAAAGGCGCUUCUGAGCCAGAUAGAAGCUUGCGGAAGGGGAGACCAGUCUUGGCAAGCCAGGAAUCAUCUCUUUCAAGUACGUCCCCUUCUUCUCCUGUUCCUGUAAAAGUUUCUAUAAAGCCCUCCCGCUCCCGAAGCAAAGCAGAUUCUUCUUCCAGAGCCAGUGGACGGCAUUCCUCCCCUGGCCCUGCCCAGCCUAGAAAGGAGUCCUCCCCCAAAUCCCAAGACUCCAUGUCAUCUCCUUCACCCCAGAGGCAGAAGUCCUCUUCCUCCCUUGCCUACACUCCUUCCUCCACAUCUGCCAAAAAAGCCCCCGGCCCUGCUGCAAGGGGCCCCUUCCCUCCUGGGAAGAGCAGGACUUCAGACAGGAGCUUGAGUAGAGAGGGCUCCAGACAGAGCCUGGCUUCCGACAGAGCCAGCGUCACCUCCAGCUCCAAACCCAACUCCCCUCGGGUGAGCCAAGCCAGGGUGGGGGAGGGCCGAGGAGACGGAAAGCACGUCAGGAGCUCCUCUAUGGCCAGUCUGCGCUCCCCCAACACAAGCAUGAAGACUGGUCUGAAGAGGGACAGCAAGUCAGAGGACAAGGGGCUAUCCUUCUUCAAGUCAGCCUUGAGACAGAAGGAAACCCGGCGGUCAACUGACCUUGGCAAAACAACCUUGCUCUCCAAGAAGGCCGGCAGUAGCUCUGCCAAGUUGGCCAGUAAGAAUGCCGUGGAUGACAAGGCAGAGAAAGGCUACCAGCCUGCAGGUUCCCAGCAGCCAAAUGCAAGUGCAGUUGGAAAAGAGCAGCUUGUCUCCAAGGACCCUGCUUCCGCUAAACAUUCCCUGCUGUCUGCUCGCAAAUCUAAGUCUUCCCAGCUAGAUUCUGGAGUGCCCUCAUCUCCCGGUGGCAGGCAGUCUGCUGACAAAUCCUCGAAAAAGUUAUCUUCUAGCAUGCAAACCUCUGCACGGCCUUCUCAAAAACCUCAGUGA